AUUCCAGUUAUUCCGAUUGGCACACGACAGAACAUUUAUUUUGAAUGACGACGGGAAAUGAAAUCGGUUUUUGCAUUUAAUUAACAAUUACUGUACUCUUAUAAUUAGCCUUAUCGAGAUUUCCUCGCCGUUUUCCCGUUGCUCUCUGUACGUUUCAAUUGCUUUUGUGCGCACGGUUGUUCUUUGAUGUUGUUUGAUGCGGACGAGUCGGAUGACGCCGCAAUAGCUGUUUCUUAGAGUUAUUUUAAAAUUAUUGCACCUAUGAGUUUUAACUUGAUACCCGUCAAUCGCGCAUUUGUGUAUUUUAUAUUGACCAGUAUAUUUUUCAGACCAUUAAUAUUAACAGAAAAUGGAAGUCACGUAAUUGAAGAUUUCGAUUUAGUAAACGAGAACAAUGAGCCAUCCAUAUUCCUACAAAAAACUGCUGAUUUCAGUAAUGCGGGAAAAACGUACAACUACAAACGUAGAUGGAAAAGUGUCCUACUCGUAGCAAACACUUGUACCAAAAAUGUUUUCAUGCCCGAAUUCUUAACAAACGACAGCUUAAAUGAAAGAUUAUUAUCAAAUAUAAGUGAUAGUUUGACACAUGAUGUACCAUUAAGUACGAUAUUUAUGACCAAAGAUAAUAUUAGUGCACAUUAUGACGAAAGUGACUUUGUUAAAACCGAUGUGUUAGAACACCAUGGCGGGGGAAAUCAGUCGGAGAAUGCGACCGGAUCUGUUCGUAAUGUUACCGUUAACGAAGAUAUACCGUCCUUUAGAGAAUGGACGAAAAAACAGUUGGAAGAGGCCGAAAAGCAACCUGCUGUUAACGAGACAAAAUUUAAACGUGAGAAUAAAAUUUUGAAAAAAAACUAUGCGUCUCCGGAGUGUGGCGCUAAAGUUGUUUCGACCAACCCAGAAGCCAUGUACCCAUAUCUGUUGCUGACGUUGCCGACCGACGAGUACAUGCUGAAUUUGUGCAAAAGUACGACUUGGUUUGUAGUCGAACUUUGUGAAGCUAUACAAGUGAAAAAAAUUGAAUUGGCAAAUUUCGAGCUGUUUUCAUCGACUCCAAAGGAUUUUUCCGUUUAUGUCGCAACUCGGCUGAACGCUCGCAACUGGACACCAAUAGCACGGCUCGUUGCAGAAGACGUUCGUACGUUACAGGGUUUUCAUUUAAACACGACCGACGACAAUGCAUUCACCAAGUAUAUUAAAGUCGAGAUACAUUCCCACUACGGGAAAGAACAUUACUGUCCAAUAUCUGUGUUCAAUGCUUACGGUUUAUCAGAAUUCGAGGCCUUAGAAAGAGCAGACGAUCCAGGACUGGAAAGUCAAAAUGCUGAAAGCGAAGAUGUCGACGAUCUAGACAUAGAAGAUGAAAACGUCGAUUCCGAUCAGCCGAAUAAAAAUACUACAAACAGCAAAAACACCUUGCUCGAUAGCGCUAGAGUCGCCGUUAUGUCGAUCGUCAAAAUAGCUACCAACGUGCUGGACAUGAGGCAAAAACCUACGUGUGACGUUCCACCGUGCAGUUUCAACAAAUCCACCGAAAACCCUACGGAGGAAAUGCUACCGUCAAAUUGUAUAACUCCGGGUUAUAUCAUGGUGUGCCACGGAUGCGACGACGCUUUCUAUAAAAAAAUGUUUGACACUAUCAGCUGUGAAGCGGACCAUUUGACCGAACUGUAUCGUAAUAAAUAUAUACAUGACACAAUUAUGAACAGCGGAGUUUGUACAGAAUACGGACUCGACCUCUUGACGUUGAAAAACAAAGUGCGACAAAAAAAUAAAUCGUUUAUAGGCAAACGAAGCGAAACGUUUUUACUGUCGAUAUUUCCACGGGUCAAAAUUGCAGCGCUGUGCAACACGCUUGCAAUUGUGCACAAAAAAAUUGUAUUGAACAAAGCCAAACGCGUUUACAUUAGCGACAAUCUAAUUAUCAACUUGCAAACCGCUGUGCCGGAAUUGAAUUCGCAAAACAACAGUAAUAACAACUCGAAUCAACAACAAACUGACGAUUCGUCCGAAGUCACUACGCCUCUUGAAAGCAAGUCGUCAACACUGGAUUUAUCCAGUUUCAUUGAACCUUUGGUGUCACAAAUAUUGCCCACUAAAACCUUGGCCAACACCGAAGAACCUGUGAUAUCAUUAAGUCAUCAAAUGAAGGAAACGGCUAACGUUCAUGUUGAAAAUCUCACAGUCGAUACGCCUUCUGAUCCGGAACCCAACGCAACUAACGAAUCGCCGAUGCCGAGUUCGACGCAAUAUCUGGCCAAUUCCAUCAUCGACAAACCCAUUAUAGCCGAAGUACAAAAUUCUCUCGAAGAAAACGCAACCAGUGAAGCAAAAGCCGCCAGCGAACAACCAGCCGACAACUUUGACAGUUUUUUCAAGGAUUUCGAAGCUGAAGAAAGUGAAAGCGAUAAGUGUAACCCGACAACGUCGGAGUCCUCCGUCCACUAUACCACUGUACAACAGUCUUCGGUUCAGUCGCAAAACACCAAACAGUCGUUGUUCAUUCGUUUGGCCAAUCGCAUUAAGGAUUUGGAACGUAACAUGUCGCUGAGCGGCGAGUACUUACAAGAGUUAAGCACGCGUUACAAAAAACAAGUUGACGACAUGCAACGAACAAUUUUAGAGUUGGCCGAGGAGAACCGACUGAAGAGGGAACAAGACUUUAAAAUUUUUGGGGAAAUGAAAAUCCUCAGCGAACAAGUGGCCACUCUCCAGAGUACCUUGCAUUGUUUGAAAGCGGAAACUGAAAAUUUAAAUAUUGUGUCAUUGUUUCUGUCGGAAAACCACCCAUUCACGGUCAUGGUGCUUUGCCUGAUAGUCAUCGUUUAUACGACACUCAGAAUGUUGGGUUACCUGGGAAAGCGAGGUAAAGAGCUUGAAUGGGACAACUCGAUAAAGGCUUCGAACACACGCAGGCAAUCCACCAACGAUAUUCUGUCGAACAUUAAAGAGAAACAUAGACGGCCUAGUGAAGAAGCGUUGUUCUCUUCAGGGACAACUCAUCAGGAUUUAUUAAUUAGAAAUAGUAACGGCGAUAACGUGAAAACCGAACGUAAACGAAGGAGAAAACGUAAGGAACUAAUUCUGAAAUCAAAGUCAAACGCUAUAAAUUUGGAAGCCGGUGGCAUGGACAACGGCGGUAACAUUAAAUUACAAUCGACGGCAAGCCACAACAAAUUGCCUAGAAGUGCCUCUUCUUCGGAUCUCACUGUGUGCAAUAGUAGCAGUCAUGAUUUCAUGAAAACGGCAUUGUCGGUACGGACGAUCAGGAUGUCGUCGAGCUCAAUGCAAAGCGACAAAAGUUUUGCGGCGAACACCAAUAAGAACACAACGGAAAUAAAAUCUAAGAGUAUUAAACAUUUUCUGAAAAGAAUGUUUUAACUUAAUAUUAAAAAGACUGUAUCGGAUUUCUAAUUGUUUUACCAAGUUUAGACCUACUAUGUUGUUCCUACUGACGGUUGUGUAAAUGUAUAAUGGAAACGAUAACAAGUGAAAAUGUUUAUAAUUAUUACUUGACGAUAGCCGUAUAAAAUGAUUAAAGUCAAUUGAAAUUAUUUAAACUGGUAAUAUUAUAUACUGUAUAAUA
Molecule: messenger RNA, 3586 nt
Organism: Adelges cooleyi (spruce gall adelgid)
Lineage: Eukaryota; Metazoa; Arthropoda; Insecta; Hemiptera; Adelgidae
Product: SUN domain-containing ossification factor
Exons: 13
Coding region: 262-3381 (1039 amino acids)
Biological process (GO): protein folding in endoplasmic reticulum
Cellular component (GO): membrane; cytoplasm
Source: RefSeq, a predicted model, not a curated record